CACCCAACAUCUUUCUUCCUAAACAAAUACAGUUCAUUCAUGUCGCUUACGCACUUUCUCAACCUGCAAUUUCCACAAUCUUCUUCACCUAAUCCAAAAAUUGGCUUUUAGAUCACCACUCAGACACUUGAAAGCCAUAAAGAUGCCCAACGAUAGAAGAUCUUCGUCGCAUAGGUAUAGGGCGUCUCCAUAUACCCGUUACAACAAGAAUUCUAACAAAAGGACACCCAAAUCUCCAUCUCUACCGAUCGGGAACGAGAACGAAUGGGAAGAAACCAGAUGUUGUAUCUGUAUGGAACACCCUCACAACGCCGUCCUUUUAGUCUGUUCGUCACGUGAAAAAGGAUGUCUCCCGUACAUCUGCGACACAAGCGCGCGCCACUCGAACUGUCUCGAUCAGUUUCAGAAGAUGUUGAACGACGACGGAGAACAAACCGCACAAACCAAGCUUGUUUGCCCGCUUUGCAGAGGUCAAAUCAACAAGUGGAUUGUGGUCAACCGUGCUCGCGAGUUCAUGAACUCGAAAACGAGAAGCUGUUCAUUGGGUACUUGUGAUUUUUCCGGAAAUUAUUCGCAGUUAAGGAAACAUGCGAGGCGUGAACACCCACGUGUUAGACCGACAGACGUAGACCCGGAACGUGAACUCGAGUGGACGAAAUUGGAACAAGAUAUGGAGCAGCAAGAUAUGCUCAGUAUGCAGUUCGAGUUUGACGAUGAUGAUUAUGACGACGAGGCGAUUGCGAUCAUGGACGGUGUUUACGAGCUCGCUAGCCCGAACUGGGAUCCGGAUAUGAACAUGUUGAACUUUUUUAGCGCUUUCGAAGCGGAAUUCGGAAGUUUUUUUCCAGAGUUAGAUUCGCCAGCAGAUAACAGUAAUCUGUUUUUGGAUGAUUGGGAUAACAGAGAUAACGGGGUUAACUUAUCAUCAUCACCAUCACCGUCAUCACAUGAGUCGGAGAUCGAAGAAUCUGGUAGGUCAAGAGGACCGACUAGUACUCAUAACGCAGGUGCGCCUAGAGAGAAUGCACGAGCCACUAGAAGCAGAACCAAUACGCGUGGCCGACAGAGGUCAAAUGGUCCACCGAGUUCGCAUAACCGUCAAGAACAAGUAACCACAUUGGUUGAUUUCCAUGAGCUUAGGUCAAACAUGCCUUAAUUUUAUCAAGGGAUUCUGGGUCAGGUUCAGUUAUGUGUGUUUUUAAAUUAGAUUUGCUGUCUUUGUCAUAUUUGUAUUCUGAUUUACUUCUUGGCUUGUAGAACUUAUUGUAGUUUAUGUAUUAAAAAGAUUUUAUAGAUUGAAACCAAAAACCAAGCCAUUGGUUAACGAAUUGGAUCGUUGGUUGUCUCGCUAAUAAAACUGUUUAGCCAAA
Messenger RNA from Helianthus annuus (common sunflower), 1370 nucleotides. RefSeq lists its product as uncharacterized. The transcript has 2 exons. NCBI's taxonomy places the organism in Eukaryota, Viridiplantae, Streptophyta, Magnoliopsida, Asterales, Asteraceae. Bases 143 to 1156 code for a protein of 337 amino acids. The record is from RefSeq and is a predicted model, not a curated record.